ACACCUGUUGUGCCUCCUUAACGCGAGGCAGAUGUGUGAGCCGCGGCAAACGCGCAACCUCGUCGCUUCCACGUCGGCGCCGGGACGCGGCGACACAAUGGCUCGUUGUGCGACUAAUUGAGGGUUUUGCCGUUGCCGUGGGCAAAUGCGCAUUAAGGCUCGCGGUUCGCGCGGUCGCGUUCAUUAAGGCAUUCCGACGCGGAUUGGGGCGACGGAGCGCGCGCGGCUUUACAUAAUAAAGUGCACGCUUUUUCACGUGAGACGCCCCUUUAAAAGCGGUUACCCUGCGGCCACGCCGAGGCGCAUCGUAAACAAGAGGGUGGAGGGGAGCGGGAAGUCUGUGGCAGCCGGACUUUGUUGUGUCGUGGGGGCUUCGCGAUGGUCUCGUCUUCCCCUUUACCGGAGGGCUUCUCCGACCUCGACGUGUUCUCCCUGGGAUCGUGUCUGCUGGUGGAGGGUCUGCUGGGCUUCGUUCUCAAUGCUGUGACAGUCGUUGCCUUCCUCAAAGUGAGGGAGCUGAGAACCCCCAGCAAUUUCCUGGUGUUCAGCCUGGCGCUGGCGGACACGGGCAUCUGCAUGAACGCCACCGUCGCCGCUUUCUCCAGCUUCCUGAGGUACUGGCCCUACGGCUCAGAAGGAUGCCAGACCCACGGUUUCCACGGCUUCCUAACGGCUCUCUCCAGCAUCCACUUCAUCGCCGCCAUCGCCUGGGACCGGUACCACCAGUACUGCACCAGAACGAGGCUGCAGUGGAGCAGCGCCAUUUCUCUAGCCAUAUUUAUUUGGCUCUUCGCUGCUUUCUGGGCUGCCAUGCCCCUCUUUGGAUGGGGAGAAUAUGACUAUGAGCCCCUGAGGACCUGCUGCACGCUGGAUUACAGCAAGGGGGAUAGAAACUAUGUGUCUUACUUGAUCCCCAUGUCCGUUUUCAACAUGGCCAUCCAGGUCUUGGUUGUCAUGUCCUCCUACCGGUCCAUUGCAGAGAAAUUCAAAAAGACUGGAAACUCCAGGUUCAACCCCAGCGCUCCUCUGAAGGCCAUGCUGUUCUGCUGGCUCCCGUACGGCAUCCUGGCCUACUAUGCUGCUGUGCAGGACGCCACCCUGGUCUCCCCGAAACUCAGGAUGAUUGCUCCCAUCCUGGCUAAAACCUCUCCCACCUUCAACGUCUUCCUGUACGCUCUGGGAAAUGAAAACUACAGAGGAGGCAUCUGGCAGUUGCUCACGGGAGAGAAGAUCGUGCCUCAAACUGACAACAAGUCCAAAUAAACAAGCACACGCACACACACACACAAGCAGUCCUGAUGGUCUUUCUCAGGUACCUACUGUACGUGUAGAUGUUUCCGUUUGUGGGUGUGCUUCAGCAUCAGUAAGGUAUUGUACAACAUCUGUCCUGGAAAGGUCCUUUUGUGUCUAAUUUUGUGAAAUCAUUGACAUGUUGUGCAAAUGUACAGCGCUUAUGUUACGAAACUGAUGGACGCUAUUGAUGUUGGGGGGUCGCCUUACAGCUUACUGCAGCGUCUCUGCCAGUGAGACGUGUGGUUCAUUACAGCAGGCAUUUCCUGACGUUGCCUUGGAUGUGACAUGCACCCAGACCGAGUAGACGCUAGACUUCUAGCACACGUUAGUUUCACCUGGGUUCAGAGAUUCUGUACUAGUGCAAUCUGCUAAUGGAUCCCCCAACACCAGGUUCUUCCUUUUAAAUUCAUUUUUUAUUUCAUAUUAAAGAUUUGACAUCAUAAUUUUUUAUCUACAGUUUGAUCCCAUCUGCCACAUUCUACUACUAAAGGUGUUUCAGACGAAGACAAAGACGAACCCUAGCCUUUUCUGUCAGUUAGCGCCUUAUUCUUUCAUUGCUUCUGGCUUUUUACUUGCUACCGUUUGGCUCAGCUGGUUCACUAACAGUUAACCUCUUAAGCCUUGUGACCUGCCUCCAUGUUCUCCACUUGUCUUCAUGUUAUCCUUGCCUCUCUGUGCUCAAGUUUGCCACAUGUUUAAAUGAUCUCUUGUGUGUUAGUGUAGCCUCUUGCUUGUGUUCGCUAAUGUCCCUUUUGCAAUCAGCAACAGGGACCUUUAUAUGUGAAGGGAACAACCUCUAACAUAUUACUGUCAUAAAAGAGGAUUUACAUUUAUGAGAUUUCUGACCUCUCUGGUCUGCAGACAGUCAAUAAAGCAUCCUUCCUUCUUA
This is a messenger RNA of Betta splendens (Siamese fighting fish), 2182 nucleotides long. RefSeq names its product retinal G protein coupled receptor a (gene rgra). The record is from RefSeq and is a predicted model, not a curated record. Gene Ontology annotation, molecular function: G protein-coupled receptor activity. Gene Ontology annotation, biological process: visual perception; G protein-coupled receptor signaling pathway; phototransduction. Gene Ontology annotation, cellular component: membrane. The transcript is spliced from 7 exons. Lineage: Eukaryota; Metazoa; Chordata; Actinopteri; Anabantiformes; Osphronemidae. The coding region runs from base 379 to 1263 and encodes 294 amino acids.